AACAGAAUACUGCGCAACACCGACAUGCUUGCGGACCGCAGCACGUCUGGCAUAGACCGCCGCUGCGCGCCCGCGCCUGCUAAUCGAUCGACACUCUCGCGGAUAGCGAGAAGCGUUCACCGCCGCCGUGCAUGCGACGCAACUUAUUAAAGCACGGCUUCGUAGCAAUGCCCAGGAGAGCUCGCUUCCGCGGUACGGUGCCACUCAUCCAGGAAGAAGGCGUGCUUAGGAACGCAACUGUCACCAAGUUCCCAGACAACAAUAACAUGAACAACAGAAACAUUGCAAGAUCAGAUGAAUGUGGCACAAUAAAUGAAUUAAACAAUGAACUGAGAAAGCUAAACCUCAUACCAAGGGUACAGUCUUCAAGAGAUCAAAGAGAUUGUAAUGAAAAUGAAUUAGUCUUAUCUCCUUCAAAAAAAAUAUUAAACACAAGAAAAGAAAGUAAUGACACAUUGAAGGCUUCAAGAAGAAGAUGGAAUCUAGAUCUGAAACUGUGGCAUCGAUUGAAUCAGCAUCAAAAUUUGACUAGUUUUCGGUAUAAUUCAAAACUUUUUCAAACAUGGGUGCCAAAUGAUGAACUUGACAUUGUAUCCAGUUCAUGUUAUGAUCGCAGUGAGCAUCACUUUUCAGAUAUAGGUGAAAGAUCUUUACAACCUGAAAUACUAGAACAGAAGACAUGGUAUGGAAUGAUCAAAUCUAUACUUUUUAAGAAAAGAUAUGUUCAUUGAAAACAGAGCAGCUAAAAUAAACUGUAUUUAUGAGUGAAUACAUUUAGUAAUGUGCAUGGUGGUUCAACAUUCAGUGCCAAUCUCAUAGAUAGUGUAAAAGAAUAAGAUUUUCUCUUAUGCUGCAACCAUACACUGUACCCCAGACACUAAACAUUAGCAACACAUUUCAAUUUCUUGCAUAUGUAGGGAAGUACAACAUAAUUCUAAUACUAGAAGCUUCACUACUUCACAUCUAACAAAACAAACAUUGGUAACUAUCCUGGAAGGUUCUAUACAUCAAUACUGUUAAGAGAUGGUGUCAUGAGGCACACUGCAAAACCAGAAAAACCUAAAUGUUGUAUCAGAUAUAGACAGUUUGUACUAAGCUGUCUCAUCUUUCUCUGUAAUAUCAUAUUUGAAAUUUCUGCAGCACUAAAACCAUCAGGCUUGGGACACAAAUGAUAUGUCUUUUAUCUCUACUCUACAAAGUUUGGUAAAACUUUGAUAUUGGUAUUGAUUUUUGAAUCACUCUUGACUAAAUGUACUUGCAAUUUAGUACUUACAUGAUAUAUGUAGUACUUUUAAUUAUCUCAGAAAUUAUGUACAAUGUAGACAGAUGUGAGAAACUGAUUUAUGUUGACACAUUAAUUUCUUUCUUAAUAUUGUACAUCAUUUCCUGUCACUGUAAAAAAGAGCACAGUAUACGAAUAAUCAUGAUAAAUUUACCAGUGCAUUUAGAAUAAUAAAAUAAAAAAAGUGAUGAAAGCUGGUGCUUAGUUGAAACUGUUUGGGAACUUACUAAAGUUUUCUUAAAAUAAUGCUUCAUUUAUUAACAACUGUUUAUGCUAAACUUUUGACAAUUUUCUUGAAGUAACAUAUGAUGGAAUAACUAAUGAAGGAUAGACAAUAAAGUAAUUACAAUACA
Molecule: messenger RNA, 1635 nt
Organism: Schistocerca americana (American grasshopper)
Lineage: Eukaryota; Metazoa; Arthropoda; Insecta; Orthoptera; Acrididae
Exons: 2
Coding region: 132-731 (199 amino acids)
Source: RefSeq, a predicted model, not a curated record